This is a messenger RNA of Penicillium cataractarum, 1620 nucleotides long. RefSeq names its product FAD-binding oxidoreductase. The transcript is spliced from 3 exons. The coding region runs from base 1 to 1620 and encodes 539 amino acids. Gene Ontology annotation, molecular function: FAD binding. The record is from RefSeq and is a predicted model, not a curated record. NCBI's taxonomy places the organism in Eukaryota, Fungi, Ascomycota, Eurotiomycetes, Eurotiales, Aspergillaceae.
AUGCGUGCUUGGUCCUUGUUCGGCGCCUUGUCUGCCGCUAGUGGGGUAACUCUGGCGACUGCCGAUGCGAUUGAACCUUCGAAUUUCAAUGUGACCGAAGGAUUGGAGCAGCUUGGCGUGAAAGUGUCGAGCAUUCCUGCUUUGAAGUCAUUCAGUGGCAUCCAAGCACGGUCAACCGACGGCGCAUGUGCAGCAGCUUGUGGAAGUUUGAAGUUUCUUUUCGGAUCCCAACAGGUUAACGCGCAAAAUUCGACACUCUACAACAAUUUCACCAAUUCUUUCUGGUCCGAGCAACAGGAAGAAGUCCAGCCUUAUUGUGUCUUCCGACCCUCGGUGAACACGCAAGUCAGCAUAGCUGUGCUGCUGUCUCGACUGACUGGUUGUCCAUUUGCUGCCAGAAGUGGUGGCCAUGCGGCCUUUUCCGGGGCUUCCAGCAGUGCUGGAGGCAUCAGUAUCUGGUUCAAGGACAUGAAUGCGGUGAAGCUCAAUGCAGACAAGUCGGUUGCUUCAAUCGAGCCUGGUAACAACUGGCUGUCAGUAUAUUCGGCACUCGAGCCGUAUGGACUGGCUACAAUUGGGGGUCGCGCGUCCAGCAUCGGUGUGGGUGGCUUUGUCCUGGGCGGCGGCAUUUCCUACCACUCUAACUUGUACGGUUGGGCCCUUGAUAAUGUUCAAAGCUUCGAGGUCGUCACUGCGGCCGGUUUAAUCGUCACUGCGAGUGAGACUGUCCUGCCUGACUUGUACUGGGCCCUCCGUGGUGGUGGAAAUAACUUUGGCCUUGUCACCAAAUACAACCUCUAUACAAUUCCAUGCCCAACGAUGCGUGGAGGUGCCAGAAUCUUUACUGAGAACUAUUUCAGCGAAGUCAUCAACGCCUUCAUCAACGUUGUGAACAACGCCACUGUGGAUGGCAAAGCGCAACAAUACGUCGCCUUCCUUCAAACCCAAGGUACAAACAUCGCCACGGCUGAGUUGACUUAUGUUGAAGAUGUUGCCGACCCGGAGAUUUUCCAGCAAUACCGAAGCAUCCCUGCAAUUGCAGAUUCGACUAGCACUAAGACACUCGUCGAAUACGUCGAGUACCUAGAGUCCGACAAUCCGUUUGGAUACCGCGAAAUUUACUGGCCGAUCGCCGUGCAACUCAAUGAGGAGUUUAGCAACUGGGUUGUGGAUCUAUUCAUGUCAUUGAUCCCACAGGUGAUCGACCUCGCGGGCGCAAACCCAGUGAUCAUCUAUCAAGGUAUCACCUUGCCCAUGCUGAAGAAUAUGACCAAUUAUGGCGGAAAUGCCCUGGGACUCGAUGCUUCCAAGGGCCCCGUCCAUCUUAUGCAUAUUUCUUUCUGGUGGGACGAUUCAUCCGAUGACGACACUGUUUACGAGUGGGUUUACAGCUUCUGGACCCAGGUCAUCGCAAAGGCUCAAGACAUGGGCAUCUACAACGAGUAUAUUUACAUGAACUAUGCCAGCAUGUUCCAGGAUCCAAUUGCCGGCUAUGGAGAAGCCAACAAAGAGCGUCUGCGGAAGAUUGCUAAUGUGUAUGAUCCGACUGGGGUCUACCAGACUUUGCAACCAGGAUACUUCAAGCUGAAUAAUGGAUCACCUGUGACCUAUUCUCUCUGA